CAACGAUAGUUCGUGGGUUCUGCUGGCACCUUGAAAAUUUCAUUGCAGCAAUAACCUUGUUCACAUGUCUUACGUAUAAAAGUCUUGCAGUAGAGUAAAAAAAAUAUCAGUAACAUCUGUUGGUCUGUAUAUAUAUAUCUGCAGCGGAUGUUUUUUACACCAGCCUGAUAUUUUUUUAAUUCUAUUUUCGGACGACAUAAUUUUUAUUGUCAUCAUAGAAAUAGACUGUCUUUUUUUUACACACAAGUGUCUUGAUUUAUACUGACUAGUGUAUUUAACUCCAGUACACACCACUAUUUUACAAUCACCAGUGUCAAUUAAUAUUUUAAUUAAUCUACAAUAUUUACCAAGACAUAUCCUCAUAUUUGCUACCACCGAGCAUCAGCACAUUUUGAUGAUAAAUUGAGACAACUACUGUCCUGGACUUUGGCACAGAAGUUUGAGAUCGAAGAUCGAGAGUAACAGAAUAUAAAUUAUUCGACUGAGUAAUUUUUUUGGUGCAAAGUCGAGUAAUUUUUCGGAGUAAUGGCGGAUAUUGAUGAUAACACUGAUAGCAUGAGCAGCAAUAGCAACAAUGCUGGCACGUGUGUCGUUUGUUACAAAAAUGUUGAAAUAUACAGCAUUGGUAUGUGCGAGCAUCCUGUUUGUUAUGAGUGCAGUACGCGAAUGCGAGUCCUGUGCCGGCAAAACGAGUGUCCGAUCUGUCGACAAGACUUGCCAAAAGUGGUCUUCACCAGGGUAAUAAAACCCUUCCGUCAUCUGAGGAAAGGUAAAUUAUUUGACGAGCGCUAUCAUAUUUACUUUGAUGACUUGGAGAUACAAGAGGAGUUCACAAAGCUAUUGGCGCACGUGUGCUCUUAUUGCGAGGGCAAAGAAGUCUUCAGUUCGUUCAACAGUCUUAAAGACCACAUGAGAAGAAAACACGAGCUCCAUUACUGCGAUCUUUGUGUUGAAAAUCUUAAGAUUUUUUCAUUUGAACGGCGCUGUUACUCCCGCGCAGACUUGGCCCAGCACAGGAGAAAAGGUGACAGAGAUGAUAAAAGCCACAAGGGACAUCCACUAUGUGAAUUUUGUGACUGCAGAUAUAUGGACAAUGACGAAUUAUUCCGUCACUUGAGACGAGAUCACUUGUUUUGUCACUUCUGUGACGCCGAUGGCCUGCACCAGUACUACAGCUCUUACCAUUAUCUUCGCGAGCAUUUCCGUCAGGAGCAUUAUCUCUGCGAAGAGGGAACGUGUGCUGCUGAACAGUUUACUAGUGUAUUUCGCACUGACAUUGAUUUGAAAGCUCACAAAGCAACGGCACAUGGAAAACAUCUGGGCAAGCAUGCAGCCAAGCAAGCACGUACUUUGGAGCUCGAGUUUGCAUUCGCGCCAAGAGAAAACCGCAACGGACGGAUGGCUAGAUCGAUGGGAGCGGGCUCGAGGAACUACAACAGCGAUAAUAGAAUGGGCUCCAAUUCACGCGAUGCUCGAGACCGGGACAAUCAAGUUGAGGAUAAUCAUGUGUCGUUCGAAGACGAACUUCCCGUCGCUCGUCAGCCAGAUGUCCAGAGUACCCAAGAGUUUCCUUCGCUGGGAAAUUCACAGACAGUUAUACCGAAUUUUAAUCUGAUGAAGACUAAAGGCCGCGGAAAUCUGACGAUAAGGAGUUCGCUUAAAGGACCAGCACUCGCGGUGACGGAUGAAAAUUUCCCGGCACUCGGUCCUGAUGCUGCUGGUGGCAAUAGUAGUAGUAGUAGUAAUAAUAAUAGUAAAACUGUUAAUUUAAGUGUUUAUAGCAAUAAAACAAGUGCUGGUGGAGUACAACAACGUCCGAAAAGCGCUGCGCCUAAUGUGUCCAUCCGUGUUAAUCAUAAUACCAACGGUAGCAUAACCACACGUGUUUCCGGUCCAAAUAUAAGGAUAAGACCAAGUAACUUAUCUAUGGACUCGAAAGAGUUUCCUGCAUUGGGUCGCGCUGAGCCUACCACUGCCAAUACAUCAAAUAUAGGCCAGUGGACCAAAGUAACUUGCACUAAGCCAACGAUAUCAAGUGCACGUGCUAACAAAGUCGCACCUGCUCCGCUGCUUAAUUCUAACACGCCUUCACCGCCGCCGAUGUCUAACUGCGACGCUUUUCCCAGCUUGCCAAAAUCAGCUCGCACUAAAAAACAAUCCGCUUCGCCUGCGUCAUCAUCAUCACCAGCAGCAGCAUCGUCAUCAUCAAAGAGCACGUUUUCUUCGACCUGGAACCGUCAAAUUGGCGAGUGCUCAGAUCAAAAUACAGGCGACGCGGCUAAAAAUAAUUCAAAGAAGAAAAAAAAGAAGAAAGUUAAACAAACUGACAACGAAUCAAGUGCUCAAUUGUCGAAUGAUAAAGUUAUUGACAACCAAUUUGAAUCUUUUAGUUUAAAUAAUAAAAAUGAUACCAAUAAUGAUUCUCACAAAAGUGAUAAGAAGAAAAUGAUUAAAGAUACCGCGAUUAGUAAUAAAUCUUCUGUUUCUUCUCCGUCAAAUUCCUCUUCAGCGUCAGCAUCCUUGGGUUCGACUCUUAAGAAAAUAAACGACGCGCCUAGAAAACGUUCAGAAUUACAAAUUGAAAAUUUAAAUAAAACAACCAAUGAAUUGCACAUUGCUGAUGACUUUACAGAGUACGACGACAAUUCGACCAAAGGAUUCAAAUCAAAUCCACCGCCGGGAUUCGGUACGACAGCACCACCCCCUCCAGGAUUCGCAGUUAAAUUAAUAAACCGCGAAUCCGAUAAUAAUGACAACGGCCUGACCUUUACCAACAGCUCUGGCGAGAGUUAUUCUAUUUUACCAGACAAGUCAACAAAAUUAUUUACCUACACUCCGCCGCCGGACUUUCAGAAGCGAAACCAAGACCUCGUCGCCAGAAUUACCAAAGUCCUUGACCAGGAGUCUAUAGAAGAGUUUCGUUAUAUCAGCGGGUUAUUCAGACAAGAUCUGUGCAGCGCCGAGGACUACUACAAGCACUGCAGCGACUCCAUGGGCGUCAAGGAGUUCGGAAGUGUCUUCUCGGAGAUGCUGGUCCUGCUGCCCGAUAUCCAGAAGCAACGGCAGCUCUACGACGUCCACAAAAGCGAAGGCGGGAAUAUUAUUCUAUUGGAAAUAUGUCCGACGUGCGACCAAGUUGUCAAAAUUGGAACAGACGCCAAAGCUCAUUACUCCAACCAUUCAUUAGACAGCCACUUCCCAGCGCUGGGUCGCGGCAGCGGUAGUCCUCUGACCUCCAACUCCUGGAGAAAAAAUACAUGAUGGUUUUUUUUCUUUAUACUUUGGCAAA
This is a messenger RNA of Microplitis mediator, 3289 nucleotides long. RefSeq names its product E3 ubiquitin-protein ligase ZNF598. NCBI's taxonomy places the organism in Eukaryota, Metazoa, Arthropoda, Insecta, Hymenoptera, Braconidae. Gene Ontology annotation, biological process: rescue of stalled cytosolic ribosome; protein ubiquitination. Gene Ontology annotation, molecular function: ubiquitin protein ligase activity; ribosome binding. The coding region runs from base 526 to 3261 and encodes 911 amino acids. The record is from RefSeq and is a predicted model, not a curated record. The transcript is spliced from 3 exons.